UUCAUACAAACGGCUGCUUCACUUGAAACAGUUUAAAGUGAAACUAAAGUUUUCUCCUCACAGUGUCGGCAGAUUAUCAGGAGGAGGAAAGUGACAACUGGCUGUGAACUGAAUGUGUUUUUCAAGUGUUCGUUUAGUGAGAAGCAGAUUAAUGAGGACUUUGUGGUUGUUGUAGUUUUUACAGGAAGAUGAAGAUGUUUGUGGUGUUUGUGAUCCUCGUGCACGUUUCCCAGCAUGCCUCAGCUGUGGAGCUGUAUGAGGGGGGAGGAGUUUGUCCUGCUGCCCUGUGCGUAUCAAACGUCUGAACUGGACAACCCCACAGUGGUGUGGAGCCGCUACGAUCUCAAUCCUCCAACCGUCCACCAGCGUCAGCAGGAAGGUGAUGAACUUAAAGACCAAAACCAGCUUUACAGCGGCCGAACAUCCAUGAUGUCUGACGCUCUGGAAACUGGAGACCUCAGCCUCAGUCUGACAAAACUCCGCCUCUCUGACAGCGGCAGCUACACCUGCACCGUCAGAGCAUUAGGAGGACAACGGAGAGUGAGAGACAUACAGCUGCAGGUCAAAGAACGGUUUCCAUCCUGGGCCACAGCUCUCCUGGUUCUCCUGGUUCUCGGUCUUAUUGUUGGGGGUCUUUUUGUGUAUUUUCGGCAAUAUUUCAUGUCAGUCUACAAGGUGGAGGUGGAUUCAGAGGUGGAGUCUGUCCUGCUGCCCUGCAAAACCACAGUUCACCUGCCUGAGGACGUCACAGUGGAGUGGAAGAACGGAAACAACUGGAAGGUCCAUGUGUAUCAGAACGGUUCUGAUCGGCCUAAAGAACAGAACCAGUAUUACAGAGGCCGAACAGAGAUAAAGAGAAACCUGCUGGAACCUGGAGACCUCAGUCUGACCCUGAAAUACCCCACAAACAGAGACAGUAACACCUUCACCUGCACCGUCUACAACAGGGAGAGAAAGAUCCUGAUGAAGAAACAAGUGCUGCUUGAGGUACAGGUCAAAGUCUACAAGGUGGAGGUGGAUUCAGGGGUGGAGUCUGUCCUGCUGCCCUGCAAAACCACAGUUCACCUGCCUGAGGACGUCACAGUGGAGUGGAAGAACAGAAACAACUGGAAGGUCCAUGUGUAUCAGAACGGCUCUGAUCAGUCUGAAGAACAGAACCAGUAUUACAGAGACCGAACAGAGAUAAAGAGAAACCUGCAGGAACCUGGAGACCUCAGUCUGACCCUGAAAUACCCCACAAACAGUGACGGAGGAACCUACACCUGCACUGUCUACAACAGGGAGAGAAAGAUCCUGAUGAAGAAACAAGUGCUGCUUGAGGUCAAAGUCUACAAGGUGGAGGUGGAUUCAGGGGUGGAGUCUGUCCUGCUGCCCUGCAAAACCACAGUUCACCUGCCUGAGGACGUCACAGUGGAGUGGAAGAACAGAAACAACUGGAAGGUCCAUGUGUAUCAGACUGGCUCUGAUCAGCCUGAAGAACAGAACCAGUAUUACAGAGACCGAACAGAGAUGAAGAGAAACCUGCAGGAACCUGGAGACCUCAGUCUGACCCUGAAAUAUCCCACAAACAGUGACAGAGGAACCUACACCUGCACUGUCUACAACAGGGAGAGAAAGAUCCUGAUGAAGAAACAAGCGCUGCUCUGGAUCAAAGACUGUCAGGUGGAGGUGGAGGAGGGGGCGAAGUCUGUCCAACUGCCCUUCAAGACCACAGCUAACCUGCCUGAGAUGGCUAAAGUGGAGUGGUGCCGCUAUCAACCUGAUUACAUGACAGUCCAUGUGUAUAAGAACGGUUCUGACCGGCCUGAAAAACAGAACCAGAAUUACAGAGACCGAACUGAGAUGAAGGAAGACCUGCUGAAAACUGGAGACCUCAGUCUGAUCCUGAAAUCCCCCAAAGAGAGAGACACAGGAAGAUACCGCUGCAACGUCAACAAUAAGAAGGAAGACACCAGAUGCAUCCAGAGAGGGAAAUCAGUGCAGCUCACAGUCAGAGUCUACAAGGUGGAGGUGGAUUCAGGGGUGGAGUCUGUCCUGCUGCCCUGCAAAACCACAGUUCACCUGCCUGAGGACGUCACAGUGGAGUGGAAGAACAGAAACAACUGGAAGGUCCAUGUGUAUCAGAACGGCUCUGAUCAGCCUGAAGAACAGAACCAGUAUUACAGAGACCGAACAGAGAUGAAGAGAAACCUGCUGGAACCUGGAGACCUCAGUCUGACCCUGAAAUACCCCACAAACAGUGACAGAGGAACCUACACCUGCACCGUCUACAACAGGGAGAGAAAGAUCCUGAUGGAGAAACAAGCGCUGCUCUGGAUCAAUGACUGUCAGGUGGAGGUGGAGGAGGGGGCGGAGUCUGUCCAACUGCCCUUUAAGACCACAGCUGACCUGCCUGAGAUGGCUAAAGUGGAGUGGUGCCGCUAUGAACCUCAAUACAUGACAGUCCAUGUGUAUAAGAACGGUUCUGACCGGCCUGAAAAACAGAACCAGAAUUACAGAGACCGAACUGAGAUGAAGCAAGACCUGCUGGAAAUUGGAGACCUCAGUCUGAUCCUGAAAUACCCCAAAGAGAGAGAUACAGGAAGAUACCGCUGCAACGUCAACAAUAAGAAGGGAAGACACCAGAUGCAUCCAGAGAGGGAAAUCAGUGCAGCUCACAGUCAGAGGGAGAACCAGGAACAGAAGCAGCUCCAUUGAUCCAACUCCUCUGAUGGCUGAUCAGUCUGUUUGAUUGGUCUGUUGAUCAAUCUUUGAUUAUUGAUCUUGUUGAUUUGAUUGUUUGAUUUAUCUGAUCUGACUGAUUAAUUUACUUUGAUUGAUUAAUUACUUGGCUUUUCUGCCCAUAAUCUCAUGUUGUUUAUUAUUUUUUAGUUGUCUUUGAUUUUGGUGUUUACAAGUUCUAUAUGUAUAUAUCCUCUUACUGUUAAUAAUCAGUAUUGAGUAUUGAAUGAGUUCUACACAGAAAUAUCCUAAAUGUUAAUAUAUAGACCUACUGUGUAUAUUUUUAACUACUUACAAUAGAAGUUCAGUAAACUCAAUUAAAUGCAGUCAGACCAACAUGAAGCCAUUUAACCAUGUGGAAAUACUUUCUCUGAUUGAAUGAAGUUAUCGUUUGAGUGUCAGUCAGCUGAACUGUUCUCAUGUGUUUGAAUCCAUAAAGUGUUGUGAGCAGAUGAGUUAUGGAUUUGAUAAUUUCACACUCUGUUUAGAGAAUCAUGAAUAUUGAGGAGAACAACUCUAAAUAAAGCUCAAAUGUACAGCGCCCCCAUGUGGCAGA
Molecule: messenger RNA, 3277 nt
Organism: Dicentrarchus labrax (European seabass)
Lineage: Eukaryota; Metazoa; Chordata; Actinopteri; Moronidae
Exons: 10
Coding region: 235-2697 (820 amino acids)
Biological process (GO): T cell costimulation; immune response; cell surface receptor signaling pathway
Cellular component (GO): external side of plasma membrane
Source: RefSeq, a predicted model, not a curated record